Messenger RNA from Dendrobium catenatum, 982 nucleotides. RefSeq names its product probable calcium-binding protein CML36. Gene Ontology annotation, molecular function: calcium ion binding. Bases 123 to 710 code for a protein of 195 amino acids. The record is from RefSeq and is a predicted model, not a curated record. The transcript has a single exon. NCBI's taxonomy places the organism in Eukaryota, Viridiplantae, Streptophyta, Magnoliopsida, Asparagales, Orchidaceae.
AAUCUCUCCCACCCUUUAACCUCCCCACCCCUCCUUCCUACUUCUCCCACCCUCAUUAAAUUCUCUCUCUAGAUAUCUUCUGUUUCUUUCUCCAAAGCGCUUCUCUUCCCUCGCCGGAAUUCAUGAAGCUAAUAAGCUACGCCGCCUUCUUCUCCAAGAAAUUGAAAUCCAAGAUCAAGAAGAAGACCCGCAGCGAAUCAUCGUCCUUCCGAUCGUCGGCGACCAACUCUUCUUCGGACGAUUUGACCCCUAAAUCCGUUAUUCCCCGCCACGAAUUCUCUGUCGCCGUCUCCGAUCUCUUCGGCGUCUUCGAUCGCGACGGCGAUGGUAAGAUCACGAAACGAGAGCUCGAGAUCGUUCUGCGCAGGCUCAGCCGCGAUCCCCCAACCGACGACGAGCUCACCUCCAUGGUUGCAGAAAUAGAUCGCGACGGCGAUGGUUGCAUCAGCCUCGAGGAAUUCGGAGCAAUCGGCGUCGAAACCCUAGGCCCUCCUGCUGGAGGCAGCGAGCUCCGCGACGCCUUCGCCGUUUUUGAUGCGAAUGGAGAUGGUAAGAUCUCUGCGGAAGAGCUUCUCGGCGUCUUCCUGGCCAUUGGAGACUGCGGAUGUACUAUGGACGAUUGCCGGCGGAUGAUCGGCGGCGUGGAUUCCGACGGAGAUGGUUAUGUUUGUUUUAGUGAUUUUGUCCGGAUGAUGGACGGACAGAGAUGAUUGAGAGCUAUGAACGGACGGUGAUGAUGGAUGGGAGGUAGAAAUUUUAAAUAAAUAAAUAAAAGUAAGAGAAUGUAAGUGAAAAUAUCGAAUAGUCCAUUUAAUUGUGAUUAAAGGAUUUUUGGGGCUGUGUAAAAAAGAAAAUUACUUUGUUACCUAAUUGUUGGAGUACAAGAGAAUUGUCAAUUAUGGAAAAUUGUUGAAUAUGUUGAAAUAAAUGUGGCUGUAUUUGGUCAAAUUUGCUAAUAAAUAUUUUGAACUUUACUCUCUUA